This is a messenger RNA of Vitrella brassicaformis, 2154 nucleotides long. NCBI's taxonomy places the organism in Eukaryota, Vitrellaceae. The record is from the annotation of a GenBank genome assembly.
CUCCCCUGAUCUUCCUCCUCUCACAGUUCAGAUGCAGCAUCAUGAGCAGCAGCAGCAGCAGCAGCAGCAGCCCCCCUUUACCUACAUCUUCGUCGGACGCCGCACCAACUGGCUGCUCAGCAUAGAGGACGUCGUGCGGCUGAGGGCCACCUGCACGUGGAUCAGAGAGCUCUUCAAAGCGGCCCAGCUGAGAGAUCGGCUCCACCACUCUGUCGGCUCACAGGCGGGGCUGCGGCGGGCGGUGAAUGGGCGGCAAGUGCAGCUGCUGCGGUUCGACGACGACCAGUUCGGCGCCCAUGAUCUGCUGGCGGCUGUGUGUGUGGUGGAGGAGGGGCCAUGGGUGGAGAUCGGCCAGGUGAUUGAGCUGGCAGGGCAGUGCGGCAACUGUGACCUGCCUGUCAUCCUCACGGCCGAUGACAUCAACACACAUAAAAACAAGAUGGUGAGCCAGCAAACAGAGGGGCGGAGAGGGGAGGCAGAGGGCCUCAUUCUCUCUGUGUGUCUGUGUGUGUGGUCGUGUGUGUAGGCGUAUGUGUCGGUUCCCCGUGUGUUGGCGCAGCUCAAGAUGGUCGGCCGCCACGUCCACUUCAGUGACGGCACCUACCUGCAGCUGUUUCAGCAUGGCGAUGAGUGGCGGGCCAUCAAGGACGAGCUUGGCUUCGAGCUGGAGGUCGACCCGCCCCUCCCCGCCGGCCACCUGUACCUGCAACACCGGCAGCCACACGACCCGCCGGUGGGUGAGGGCAUCAUCUACUCGCAGAAUGACGCCCGAUGGAUGUCGGACGGUGGCCAGUACACCGAGACGUCCGCAACGUCGUUUGCCAUGUUCAAGGUCCUCCACCGCUUCCAGGAGACUCACCAGACUAACCACAUGGAGGCAAUCGUCAACAGGUGACAACAUCAACGGCGUCAAGUGGGGGUUGGGGGAUGUUUGGGUAUCGUUUGUUGAUGUCUGUCUGUUCAGGGGUGUCGGUGGCGGCCGUGUGGAUCGCCUGCUGACCGAGUCGCCCCACACACCGGUGGCCGGCUGCACCACCACAUUAAGCCGGCACGGCAAUGUGCGACGGCUGGUGCUCACCGACAGCAGCCACGGCUUCGUGGCGUGGAUAUCCAUGGAGGGAGGGAACGGCAGCAGUGAGGCUGGCAGAGAGGCGCCGGUGGUGGAAGCUGAUGUCAUCUGUGCUCUCCCUUUAUUGUAUGCAGAUUACCUGUGCAUCAGGACCACUGACGCGGCUGUGACUGGCGUUGGUUUGUUCAAGCACCGCUACCCCAUGACCACUCAGCUGGCUCGUGUGGCGUUGGGGGCGGUGGCGCCAUUCGUAUUCGACGGACAAGUACAACAGCAGCAGCAGCAGCAGGGGGAUGGCAACAGUGACGAUGAUAUGGAGAGGGGGCGGGAGGGAGGCACACUCAUGGUGACCAUGGAUGGAUGGAUGGAUGGAUGGCAUUUCUUCUCUGUCUAUCUUUGGCUGUGGUGUAGAUUCCGACGGCCAUGGUGGCGGCUGGGAUGAUAUGGAUUUCGACAGCGACGGAGAGGACAGCGAAGGUACACAUGAGGGAGGGAAGGCACACACAGAGCACACCCUGGCUCUACCUCUCGUGUCUGCGUGUGUGUGUGUGUGUGUGUGUGUGUUGGACAGGUGAGGAUGCAUCAGCCGUAGAGGAAGUAAACGGCGACUGACUGGUUAAUCCCACAUGGAUAUCCGCGCACCCCACGUACACGCCAAACAGUGCCGCCGAAUCGUCUGUCUGCUCUGUAUGUUUUGGUAGGGUGCCUCAGGCUGGAGUGCUGUCUGUAGCUGCUGGCUGCCCGAGUCGAUCGACUCGUGGCUGUCUGUGAUAGAGACGCAUUGUAUACCACCCUUGAUACCACCCAUUCUGUAGAGAGACCAGCUGCUGACACACACAUAUAUUACCCAAUCCCUCUCUGCGUUGACACUUCUGUGGCUCUUCUGCUGGCUGCCUGGCUGGGGGCUUUGGGUCAUGUGUAACAGUUGGCCUCCACUGAUGGCCGGUUAUGACCUGAUGCCUCGGCCGCUCUGUGUGCGUGUGUGCCUGUCUGCCUGCAUGCCCGCAUGCCUGUACAUGGCUCUCUGGCUGAUUGCGUGAACCAAUAAAGUGACAUGCAGACAAUAAAUGCAGCGGAUCUCAGGC